GUGGAAAGUUAUCGAACGCACCUUGAUGCCCUCUCGAGAAUAUUUCAAAUGACGCUCAUAGUGACCAUGAUUAAUUACCUGACCGCACCGUCGCCGCGGUCGUGCGCGGGUAACCUAAAAGAAGGGCACCAACGGAGCGCAUACCUCACAGGUGACCCACCUCCACACCUACCCUAGCUCAGUGGCCGCGUGGGGGGUGGGACGAUGAAUCAGAGGGAAACUCGGUCUGUAUCUGAAUCUCAGGUGCUCUGAAAUUUAAGGGUCAUGACUAUGGCUCUUGCCCGUAUGAUGCAGCAUGGACGUGGAAAGGGUCUCCCGGAAGAGGGCCAUGCGCGCUACAGAGCGGCUAGCUGCCAUCGCCGCCCGUUCUGCUCUCGUAUAUUUUCGAGUUUCGGUGUUUGCCGCGAUCCUGAACACGAUAGUGACCGCUGACGGCAGAGUCGAGCUCAGAGUCUUUACAGAAUGAGCCGUUAAGACACGGGAACUGCGCCAAGGUUGGGUCGCGCGGAGCGGCGCCCGUCCGAUGGAGAGGAAGGCAAACUUGUAGGGAAAAAAUGAGAAAUCUUUGGCAGAGCAGUUGCCAGAUGUCAACUCGUUGGAGUCCCGGACAAGAAAUGGCAGGGGAAGCCUGCAGCCGGAAACGAAUGAUUUGAUCGAUGGUGGGCACGGCGGGACCUGAUGGCUAAGGUAUGGAUAGAACCAGCAGAAACGGUGAAAAGAUGAUGAUGCCUCAGGAACGGAGGAAGCUCAGGGCCCAAUUCUGUACCUAGUUGCACGCUGGGAGUGGUCUUUCCCAGGUCAAACCACAAGGCACAGCAUCAGGGUUGGGGUCGUGCUCGGCGCGCAGUUAGAAUAAAAUGCUCAAAAAAUGCGGGCCUUACGGAAAAAAAAAAU
Thermothelomyces thermophilus ATCC 42464 is the source of this 894-nucleotide messenger RNA. RefSeq lists its product as uncharacterized. The transcript is spliced from 2 exons. The coding region runs from base 296 to 466 and encodes 56 amino acids. The record is from RefSeq and is a predicted model, not a curated record. Lineage: Eukaryota; Fungi; Ascomycota; Sordariomycetes; Sordariales; Chaetomiaceae.